Messenger RNA from Lobosporangium transversale, 5338 nucleotides. RefSeq names its product P-loop containing nucleoside triphosphate hydrolase protein. Lineage: Eukaryota; Fungi; Mortierellomycota; Mortierellomycetes; Mortierellales; Mortierellaceae. Gene Ontology annotation, cellular component: cytoplasm; actin cytoskeleton; vesicle. The transcript has 5 exons. Bases 454 to 5289 code for a protein of 1611 amino acids. Gene Ontology annotation, biological process: vesicle transport along actin filament; actin filament organization. Gene Ontology annotation, molecular function: ATP binding; actin filament binding; microfilament motor activity. The record is from RefSeq and is a predicted model, not a curated record.
ACCCAGUAUACCCCAUCUUGAUCUCUCUUUGCUCAUGUGCACUCGUUCGCUCUUAAGAUAACGCCAGAAGUAGCGCUACUACACAUUGACAUGUUCGUUCAAGAUAUCCUUUACACCUAUUCUUUUCUGGCUUUUUAAUCCUUCAUCCGAGAGAACACUGUAGACAAGUCUCUCCUCUUUUGUUUGUUUAUUUGUUCUAUUUGUUUAUUCCUUCUCCUGCCCCUAUUUUUCCUAUUUCUCCUUCUGACGCCGUGUGGACAUUUCCUCGCGUGGCAUCUGAGCAGUAACUAAAGCCCUUGUUCUUAUAAAUGCUGUAAUCUCAUCAUACACCUUGUAAAUCUUAUAUAUAUAUAUAUAUAUAUAUAUAUACCCUUCUCCUAUUUCAUCAUCCUUCAACAGAACCGCACCACGUUUGUGCCCGUUCCUUCCUUACUACUUACCAGUGUCUGAGCCAUGUCUCUCGAAACAUAUGUCAAGGGCACAAAGUGCUGGUUCACCGACGAAAAAGAAGGAUGGAUCAGUGCCGCGCUGACCAACAAGGAGGUGACAGCAGAUGGCAAAGUCACAUUGACCUUUCAGGACGACAACGGAAAGGAUCAUGUCUUUUCAUCUACACUGAUCAAGAUCAAAGAGAGCAAUGAUGCCAUCUUACCCCCCUUACGUAACCCACCACUAUUGGAGGGUACUGAAGAUUUGACCAACCUCUCUUAUUUAAACGAACCAGCUGUCCUUAGCAAUAUCAGGACUCGUUAUUCACUUUGCAAUAUUUACACAUACUCGGGAAUUGUCCUGAUCGCCGCCAAUCCUUUUGCCCGUGUCAACCUAUACAGCCAAGAUAUCAUCCAAGCAUACUCUGGUCGCCGUCGUGGUGAAUUAGAGCCACAUUUGUUUGCAAUUGCAGAAGAUGCGUAUCGUUGCAUGAUUCGUGAUGAGAAGAAUCAAACAAUUGUCGUAUCCGGGGAGAGUGGUGCUGGUAAGACGGUCAGUGCCAAAUUUAUUAUGCGCUACUUCGCCACGGCUGACGACGGCGAAGGUGCAGAUUCCUCCAAGGGCAUGAGCGAAACUGAAGAGCAGAUCUUAGCUACGAACCCUAUUAUGGAAGCCUUCGGAAACGCAAAGACGACACGUAACGACAACUCUUCUCGAUUCGGAAAAUUCACAGAGAUCCAGUUUGACAAAGAACGUAAUAUCAUCGGCGCUAGAAUUAGGACAUACUUGUUAGAGCGAUCUCGUCUUGUAUAUCAGCCUGAACAUGAGCGUAACUACCACAUCUUUUACCAGCUGGUUGCAGGUGCGCCACCAUCGGAGAAAAAAGAAUUGGACUUGCAGUCCAUCUCCCAAUUCCAUUACUUGAAGCAAGGAGGCGUCGAGAUUAUCAAUGGGGUGGAUGAUGCUGCCGAAUUUGAAAUCACUCAAAGGUCCUUAUCGACCAUUGGUAUCUCUGUUCAGGUCCAGUGGCAGAUCUUCAGACUCUUGGCUGCGUUGCUCCAUAUCGGAAACAUCCAAGUUACAGGGCGCACGGAUGCCAUCAUCGCAGAUGAUGAUCCAUCUUUGGUCACGGCUACUCGUGUCCUUGGUAUUCAACUUUCAGAGUUUAAGAAAUGGCUUGUCAAGAAGCAGAUCGUCACUCGUUCCGAAAAGAUUGUCACCAAUCUCAAGGCCGAACAGAGCUUGAUCAUUCGUGACUCAGUUGCAAAGUACAUCUAUUCUGCGCUCUUUGAUUGGCUUGUAAGCAAUAUCAAUUCGAGCUUAUCUAGUGAGGCUGUUGCAAGCAAGAUUCAUUCCUUUAUUGGUGUCCUCGAUAUUUAUGGUUUCGAGCACUUCAAAAAGAACUCGUUCGAACAGUUCUGUAUCAAUUAUGCAAACGAGAAGCUCCAACAGGAAUUCAACCAGCAUGUCUUCAAGCUAGAGCAAGAAGAGUAUAUCCGCGAACAGAUCGAUUGGAAGUUUAUUGAGUUCAGCGACAAUCAACCGUGUAUUGAAAUGAUCGAAGGCAAACUGGGAGUCCUGGCGCUUCUGGAUGAGGAGAGUCGUCUUCCCGCAGGAUCGGACCAAGGCUGGUGCAACAAGCUCUUCUCUCAGUUUGGUACUGAAAAACAUAAGAAGUGGUUCACAAAACCUCGAUUUUCCAACACAGCGUUUACAAUCUCUCAUUAUGCACAUGAUGUCACGUACGAUUGCGAAGGCUUCCUGGAAAAGAAUCGUGAUACACUUCCAGAUGAGCUGUUGAAUUUGAUCAAAAAUUCAGACAAUGAGUUCUUGGAGGAGAUUCUCAUGACUAGCGCUACUAUUGGUGCUGGCGGUACUUUGACUGGGGACAAACGCAAGAGCGCGAUCAAUCGAAAGCCGACGCUAGGAUCCAUUUUCAAAGGCUCAUUGAUCCAGCUCAUGGACACCAUCAACUCUACGAAUGUCCACUACAUUCGUUGUCUCAAGCCUAACGAAGCAAAACAACCUUGGGUGUUCGAUGCCCCAAUGGUUCUCGGCCAAUUGCGAGCUUGCGGUGUACUAGAGACGAUCCGUAUUAGUUGCGCUGGUUAUCCUUCGCGUUGGUCAUUCCAAGAGUUUGUAGAGCGGUAUUACAUGUUGGUCAAUUCUGAGCACUGGGGCUUUGAUACCCAAAAGAUGUGCUCUGCAAUUUUAGAAGCUUCGAUCAAGGAGGCAGACAAGUAUCAAGUUGGUUUAACCAAGAUCUUCUUCCGUGCAGGUCUUCUUGCAUUUAUGGAAAACCUCCGUACCGAAAAGCUAAAUUCUUAUGCGACCUUGAUUCAGAAGAACAUGCGCCGCUUCAUCUACCAAAAGAGGUACAAUACUAUGCGUCGUGCUGCAGUCAAGCUUCAAUGCUUCGCACGCAGGAUACAUGCCCAAAAAGUAGCACGGUCUCUACGCGAAGAGCGUUCCGCAACGUUACUACAAACCUUCAUCCGUGGCUAUGCUCAACGCAAGAAAUAUGUCGAAACCCGCAACCACAUCAUACGUAUUCAGUGUGCUCUUCGUGCUAAACAAGCACGUAUCGCAUUCCAAACGCUGCAUGAAACCUUUGCAGCAACUAAGAUUCAGCAGAUCUGGCGCGGAUUACAGGUGCGCCGAGAACAUAGGAAGAGCACCAAGGCUAUUAUCUUGAUCCAGUCUUGUAUCCGUCGUGCUCAAGCUAAGAAGGCGCUGGCAGCGCUCAAGGCUGAGGCUAGGUCUGUAAACCAUUUAAAAGAAAUUUCGUAUCGCCUCGAGGGAAAAGUGGUGGAGCUGACGCGAGCAUUGGACUUGGCGCAUCAGCAGAACAAACAAUUCGACUCGCAAGUGGCGAGCCUCGAGGACCAAGUCCAACAAUGGAGAGAACGAUACGAAUCAUUACAACUAUCCAAGUCGAAGGAGAUUGCACAUGCUGCCGAGAACCCAACUGUACCCAAGGCGCAAUACGAGAGCUUGAAAGCAGCGAAUACCGAAUUACAAUCAAAAUAUGAUGAAUCUGUCGAGAGGGCUCGCUCGCUCGAUCACGAGAUUACCAAACUUACAGAAUCGCUUGCCAAGACGAAGGAAGAGAUUAAUAAGCUCGCAGCCCAGUCCAAGGUCAAGCACGAGGAUUCAGAGUCUGUUAUCGCACUUAAACGGGAAAAUCAAUAUCUCAAAGACCAGCUGGCUCAGCUUUCCAAGGCCACAGGACGUGAUACUUCGAGUUUCCCUAUUGGAUCCAGAGCUCCUUCCAGUAACGCUGCAACUAUGCCUCCGUCUUAUGGCGCCACUCCUGCUCAUAGUCAUCCUGCUGAUAAGUACGAGAACCAUUACUCAUUCGCGAAUGAGGCGCCAGUUCCCCACAGAAUGCCUCCGGCAGUGGCACCUCCCACCUACACAGCGCAUGCCAACGGCGGGCACAAGCUUCCGGGCACUAAAGGCAACCGUAACCGAAGCAACAGUACACCUGAUGUUGCCAGUCUGGAGAAUGGUGGGAUCUUUAGACCUCAAAAGACAACUAACAGCGUCUUUGACAACCUGGACAACCAUAGUAGGGGAGCAAAGACCAUGUCGAGCGAUGACUGGUCCCGUCGGGUGGCACGUCCUCGUCCUAGCACCCAUAGCCUAGUCGAGCAGCCCGAGGUCGAAAUCAUGCGAAUCUUGGAUGAUGAGGAUGGCCUUCAGGACGAGAUCCUCAACGGGCUGAUCAAAAACGUCAAGAUCCCGUCGCCAAGUCACUCGACCUUGCCUCACUUGAAGGAGGUGAUGUUCCCUGCUCAUCUGAUCGGCCUUUUGACGGCACAGAUGUGGAGAUACGGAUAUGUCAAGGAGUCAGAGAGACUGAUGAUCAAUGUGAUGCAGGCGAUCCAGCAGCAGUCUAUGUCAAUAUCUGGAGAUGAGUCUAUCAUUCCCUGCGCAUACUGGCUUUCAAAUGUACACGAGCUGUUAUCGUUGAUCUGUAUGAGCGAGCAAGAGAUAACGCGUGAGGAGUACUCAGCGCGAGGCAAUGAUAGCCUCUGGGAUGAUUUUGAGCAGCUUGUUUCGACCGUCAAGUAUGAACUUGAGUGCUUGGAGUACAAUAUCUUCCACGUUUGGAUGAAGUCUCUCAAGAAGCAACUCAGUAAAAUGAUCAUUCCUGCUAUUAUUGAGAGUCAGGCAUUGCCAGGCUUCAUUACGAACGACUCUGGAAGAUUCUUUAACAAGCUGAUGGGCUCUGGCCCAUCAUUUAGCAUGGACGAUCUCUUAUUGUUGUUCAAUAAGAUCUGGAGAGCCAUGAGCUGCUACUAUGUAGAGCAUUCGGUUGUGAGACAGGUCAUGACAGAGUUACUCAAAAUGGUUGGCGUUACUGGAUUCAAUGAUCUGUUGAUGCGUCGUAACUUCUGCACAUGGAAGCGUGCAAUGCAGAUCCAAUACAAUAUUACACGUAUUGAGGAGUGGUGCAAAGGACAUGACCUGCCUGAAGGAACAUUGCAAUUAGAGCACUUGAUGCAAGCAACCAAGCUACUACAGCUCAAGAAGGCCUCGCAUAGUGAUAUUGAGAUCAUCUAUGAUGUUUGUUGGAUGCUGACACCUACGCAGGUGCAGAAGUUGGUUCAGAACUACAUGAUUGCAGACUAUGAGGUGCCUGUGAGUCCUGAGCUGAUCAAGGCGAUCGCUAUGCGUGUGGCUGCAAAUGAGAAGAAUGACAUCUUGAUGUUGGAUGCAAUUUCACUAGAUGAUGCAGGCUCGUUUGAAACCCCAGAGUUGAGAGAAAUUGAUUUGGAUGGAGAGAGGUAUUUACCCCCAUGGUUGAUCGAUCUCAAACGCCUCAAAUCAAUGAUGCACUUAGUCGUUGUGUAAUAGGAGGCUUGUUAAAAAAAAAAAAAAAAAAAAACUAUAGUCAUCUAAG